Molecule: messenger RNA, 1613 nt
Organism: Stomoxys calcitrans (stable fly)
Lineage: Eukaryota; Metazoa; Arthropoda; Insecta; Diptera; Muscidae
Gene: Gale
Product: UDP-glucose 4-epimerase
Exons: 4
Coding region: 307-1362 (351 amino acids)
Biological process (GO): beta-D-galactose catabolic process via UDP-galactose, Leloir pathway
Cellular component (GO): cytosol
Molecular function (GO): UDP-glucose 4-epimerase activity
Source: RefSeq, a predicted model, not a curated record
UUUUAAUAAGAAAUAUAAGUUUAUCAGUCGAUUUUUUACAUUAAAUGAAAUGUACUUCAAGUUAUCACUAAUUCCAUUCUUGAUGAAUUAAUGCGUAAACAUAGUGCACCAAUGGUCAAAGCCGGAGCAAAUAAAUGUCAGAGUGCUGGAGAACACUGACAACAGAUAGUGAUAUCGGAAAAAAACAAGAACAUACAAGGCGCAGGGCACGUUAAGCGAACAGUCUUUAAAAAGCAGCUUUGAACGGUAGUCGUUGUGUUCGGUUGGGCUGUUCCAGUGAGUCAUCAAUUUGAUUAAGAAUUCAUCAUGGCUCCACCGACUGUUCUGGUAACUGGAGGAGCUGGUUAUAUCGGCUCCCAUACCGUUUUGGAGAUGCUCAAUGCUGGCUACAAUGUUGUUUGUGUUGAUAAUCUAUGCAAUGCCUACAGUUCCGGCACAGCCAAAUUGCCCGAAGCCUUGAACCGUGUGCAAGAGAUCACCGGUAAAAAAGUACACUUCUAUCGAGUCGAUAUCACCGACCGUGAACAAGUUCGCGCUGUAUUUCAAGAGCAUAAAAUUGAUAUGGUUGCACAUUUUGCUGCUCUCAAGGCUGUUGGAGAAUCAUGUCGCAUUCCAUUGCAAUACUAUCACAACAAUAUGACGGGGACAAAUGUUUUGCUUGAAGCUAUGGCUGAUAACAACGUCUUCAAAUUCGUCUAUAGUUCCAGUGCUACAGUAUACGGCGAACCACAAUUUCUGCCCGUCACUGAACAACAUCCCGUAGGCAACUGCACUAGCCCAUAUGGUAAAACCAAAUAUUUUACAGAGGAAAUUUUAAAAGAUUUGUGUAAAUCUGAUAAGCGUUGGGCUGUUGUUUCUUUGCGGUAUUUCAAUCCUGUUGGAGCUCAUCCCAGUGGUCGUAUUGGGGAAGAUCCUAAUGGUGAACCAAAUAAUUUGAUGCCAUACAUUGCACAAGUAGCUGUGGGCAGACGUGAUUGCCUGCAAGUAUACGGUUCAGAUUUUCCUACCAAAGAUGGCACCGGUGUACGUGACUACAUACACAUAGUCGAUUUGGCCGAGGGUCAUGUUAAAGCUUUAGAUAAAUUACGCAAUAUAGCGGAGACUGGAUUCUUUGCCUUCAAUUUGGGUACAGGUGUGGGUUAUUCCGUUUUGGAUAUGGUGAAUGCCUUCCAAAAAGCUUCGGGCCGUGAAAUAAAAUACAAACUAGUUGAUCGGCGUUCCGGUGAUGUGGCCACUUGUUUUGCCGAUGCAGCUCUGGCUGAAAAGGCUUUGGGCUGGAAGGCCACUCGUGGUGUUGAUGAAAUGUGUGUCGAUACUUGGCGCUGGCAAAGCAAUAAUCCCAAUGGCUAUGCUGUCAAAUGAUCCUCUAUUGCCAACUAUCCGCGCAAUCCCAACAACAUACUGCACUAUAUAUUAAAUGCUACUAAGCUAUUGUUAACGAAACAUUCUUUGAAAUAUGUAUUGAUUUUAUUGUUUGAGUGUUGACUUGUUUUCCAUUCUCUGUGUGUCUCUUGCUUGUGUUGUGUUGUGUGCUUCUUGCCAAUUACAAAAGCAAACAUUGUGCAAAUGAUGAAAUGAGGAAUAUCUACAAAUAUAUCCCAAUCAUCCUUUUA